AUGGAGGGUUACCGGUUUACUUGGGAAAAAGGAAAGGGUACGCCAGCUUGCAUUGAAGAACGAUUGGAUAAGGUAUUAGCAUCUAAUGAUUGGCGUGACAUUGUGCCUGGGGCUAGGCUGAUUAAUAAUCUAAUGAGGAGGUCGGAUCAUUCUGCAUUAUUUUUGAGUGUCUAUGGACUGUUACAAAACGGAGGAGGAGGAAGGAGAGGGUUUCGGUUUGAAAUGGCCUGGUUGUAUGAUGAUGGAUGCAGGAAUGUGGUGGAGAAGUCGUGGGAGGAGGGGAGGAGUGUAGGGAUCCAGGACUGUAUAACACACUGUGGGAACAAAUUGUCAAGAUGGGGCAGAGACCGGUACCAUAAGUUUGGUGAAAAAAUCAGACUCCUGCGGAAGCAACAGUUACAUCUUAGGGGUCGUACUGAUGUGGCAUCCUUGAAUGAAUUCCAGCGCCUGGAAGGAAUUCUGAGUAAUAUGGAGAUCCAAGAAGAUGCUUACUGGAGGCAAAGGGCAAAACAACACUGGUUAAGGAAUGCGGAUGCUAAUACGAAAUUCUAUCACAGGUACGCCUCUCAUCGUAAGAAGAAAAAUACUAUUUAUAAACUUAUGAAUGAUAGUGGGGAUUGGGUGGAAGGUGAUGCUAUGAGUGCAGUUAUUUUGGAUUAUUUUAGCCAUAUAUUUUCUUCCUGUAACCCAUUGAAUGGUGACAAUCUGUUUUCUGGAGUAUCCCCCGGGUAA
Messenger RNA from Ipomoea nil (Japanese morning glory), 732 nucleotides. RefSeq lists its product as uncharacterized. NCBI's taxonomy places the organism in Eukaryota, Viridiplantae, Streptophyta, Magnoliopsida, Solanales, Convolvulaceae. The record is from RefSeq and is a predicted model, not a curated record. The transcript has a single exon. The coding region runs from base 1 to 732 and encodes 243 amino acids.